GAGGCUGCAGUUUCGAUCGGACAAAAAACAAAAAGCAGUCGAGACCAGCAGCAUGAGGCUCACGCUUGCCUGGCUGUGUGUCUGCCUGGCGAUUUAUUGCGGCGGCGGCUUUAGCAGCAGCAACGUGGUUUUAUCUUUGCCACCAUCGCUUAUCGCUGCCACAGAGGCAGCAACAGCGGCCUUGAGGCAGCAGCAGUCGCAUUGGCCAAAGGAUGCACGCGUCCUGCUUGACAGCGGCAACGUCGAUGCACUGCGCGAUAUGCUGGGGCACAGCAAGGAGUCCGCAGCAGCGCACAAACGAAGUUUGAACUACAACUACGCUGCAGCGGAUCGUGUGGAAGCGGAGCAGUUGCCAACAAUGCCGACGGAUUUUAAUCGAAAAGCGCUAAGCAGCAGCAGCAGCAGCGAGGCUUAUGAUUUAGAGUUGCCACAGCAACAGCAACAACGACAGCAAUCAGUGCCGCAGGAAAUUGCAGGCGGCUAUGCUGCUGCUGCCACGCCCACGCCACACAAAUAUUGGGGCAAAAGUCGCUGCCACAACGGCAACUGUCCCUGGGACUACAAUCGAGCCAUGCUGGCGGUCAGAAUCAAAGAAGCGGUGACGCGACUGCAUAAGCAGCUGGCAGCAGCGCAGGAUCGUUUGGAUGCCACAAAUGAAGAUGCUGAGGAGCUGUUCGAAGCUGAUGAAGAGGAUUUGCCGCUGCGUCAUAAUAAUCAUGAGAUAUUCAUGCUGCUAACUGGUGAACAGGAUAUAGUGCGCUUUCUACACUGGGCCAUGAAGCAAAUGUAUUCGUAUAAGCCAAGUGGCUUUGGUUUAAAUCCGCACUCGGCGGACUUUUAUCAUCCUGGGAUGUUUAUGUGGAAGAAACUGAAUUUGUCGGGACACUUGGAACCGCCGCUGAUUGUAGAUGAGCCGCAGUAUAUACUAGUCCGACGCGAGCAACAGAAUCGUGCUAAUAUAUAUCAGCUGGGCGCUGAAAGCGAUCCCUUUAUACCGCCACGUGGUCGCAAGCAUAAUGCACCUGAUUUGGAGUCGCUGCUGCAGCGCUAUGAAACUUUUGUGCCCAAUCGCGGCAAGAAGGACAAAGUCAAAGAUCUGUUUAAAUAUGACGAUCUGUUUUAUCCGAAUCGUGGCAAAAAACAGCAGCGCAAUCUGCUGCAACUGGACGAUCCGUUCUAUGCGCAUCGUGGCAAAAAAGUAAAGCUAAGCGAUCUAUACAACAACGACGAUCCAUUCUUUCCCAAUCGCGGCAAGCGGCAGCAGCAAAGCGGCUUUGAGUUGUACAAUGAUCCAGGCGACAACUGGCCGCAAAGAAUGUCAACGCAUGAAAUUAAUGGUAACGAUCAAUCAGUCAAGUCGUCAAUGUACAUGCAGCAGCAGCAGCAGCAGCAACUGUUGCGGCCUGCUAAUAGAUUACACUCGACAAGAUCAAUGUCAGCAAAUUUACAGCAGCAACCAUUGGAGUCGCAGCAGCAACAGCAACAUUGGGGUUUGAUUGUUAAGCCAGGCAUGCGCCGCCAGCAGCAGCAGCAGCAGCAGCAGGUGAAAACAUCCUGGCCACGUAGUGCGCUGCAUGCCCCAUUGGAGACACAAUUAACGCGGGGGCAGCAGCAGCUGCGAGCUGAGCCUGACCAUGACACUGACAUUGACAUUGAUUAUGGCCAAUUGGACAUUUAAAUGCAGCACGUUUUGUA
Molecule: messenger RNA, 1695 nt
Organism: Drosophila busckii
Lineage: Eukaryota; Metazoa; Arthropoda; Insecta; Diptera; Drosophilidae
Gene: natalisin
Exons: 3
Coding region: 53-1678 (541 amino acids)
Molecular function (GO): transcription coactivator activity; chromatin DNA binding
Source: RefSeq, a predicted model, not a curated record